AUGGCGCGAUCGCGGCCGCCGUCUCGGGCGCGGAACGAAGACGAGACCCCGCCCGUGGACUGGCUCGCCGAGCUGGCGCCGGAGCUGCAGCUGCUCAUUCUCGAGGCCGUCGACGACUUCUCGGACUGCGCCGCCGUCAGCCUCGCGACGCCGCGCCUCGGCCUCCUCGCCUUUGGCCAUGACCUCGCUCGCUUCAAGGACCCCCUCUUCGCCGUGGCGAUGCAGCAGCAGCUCGCCCAGCGCACGAGGUCUAAAGGGGAACAACAGACGCCCGUGACCGAGGCCAUCCUGCGCAAAUACUCCGCCGACCGGCGGGCGAGGCAGGAGCACUUCCCGUGGCUGGAGCGGGUGAGCCCGGCCCUCUGCCUCUCGACCGGCAUUCGAGGUCUGGGCAGCCGCCGCUUCGAGUUCUGGCGGCUGCAGCGCGGCGACGAGCCGGGAGCACUGCUGCGCGAGCGGUCCUUGCAGCGGGGCACGAUCUGGCACUUUACGGGCGAGGCGGGCGCGGAGCGGCAGGUGCGCACGGAGUAUGCCACCGGCGAGGUGCAGCUCUUCGAGGGCGAGAAGGGCGCCGAGCGGCUGGUACGCACGGACUUUCUCGACG
Messenger RNA from Emiliania huxleyi CCMP1516, 604 nucleotides. RefSeq lists its product as hypothetical. The transcript has a single exon. Lineage: Eukaryota; Haptophyta; Isochrysidales; Noelaerhabdaceae. The annotation marks the transcript as partial. The record is from RefSeq and is a predicted model, not a curated record.